Messenger RNA from Juglans microcarpa x Juglans regia, 1162 nucleotides. Its product is annotated as ATP-dependent Clp protease proteolytic subunit 6, chloroplastic. Gene Ontology annotation, cellular component: endopeptidase Clp complex. Bases 148 to 969 code for a protein of 273 amino acids. Gene Ontology annotation, molecular function: ATPase binding; ATP-dependent peptidase activity; serine-type endopeptidase activity. Gene Ontology annotation, biological process: protein quality control for misfolded or incompletely synthesized proteins. The transcript is spliced from 9 exons. Lineage: Eukaryota; Viridiplantae; Streptophyta; Magnoliopsida; Fagales; Juglandaceae. The record is from RefSeq and is a predicted model, not a curated record.
AAAAAGUAGGGUUCAUGACAUUAAUUAACAGUAACUUCGCGGUUUAUACUUUUCAAGCAAAAAAUAGAACUUGUUAUCUAUCUCAACGACGCCAUCGCUAGAUUCGCUACUGUCUCACUCUCUCUCUCUUCUCUCGCCGAGUGCAAGAUGGUAGCUUCAGCUAUCUCCGCGCGUUUAAACUUCUCAAUCGCUUCUUGUAACGGAGACUCGUCCAUCACUUUAUUUUCCCGCAGAAACUCAAGGAGGUCGAUAGUCUGCGCCUUGCCAAGUCCCUACCGAGAUUCUUUAACAUCUGGCUUAUCCAGUAAAACUUGUGGGUUACCUCGUAAGCAUGCAGAGAAGGAUUUUCAUGAUGUUGGUAAAAGUUAUGAUGCAAUAGAAGCCAAAACGGGGAAUCCACCCAUAAUGCCAGCUGUGAUGACCCCAGGAGGGCCUUUAGAUCUCUCGUCUGUGUUAUUCAGGAAUCGCAUAAUCUUCAUUGGGCAGCCAGUCACCUCACAGGUGGCUCAACGAGUCAUAUCGCAGCUUGUAACUCUGGCAACUGUUGAUGAGGAUGCAGAUAUUCUGGUGUAUUUGAACUGCCCUGGUGGAAGUACAUACUCUGUCCUGGCCAUAUAUGAUUGCAUGUCUUGGAUAAAGCCUAAGGUUGGCACAGUAUGUUUUGGAGUAGCAGCAAGCCAGGGAGCACUUCUUCUUGCUGGUGGAGAAAAGGGAAUGCGCUAUGCAAUGCCAAAUGCACGUAUUAUGAUACAUCAACCACAGGGUGGAUGUGGGGGUCAUGUGGAAGAUGUGAGGCGCCAAGUGAAUGAAGCAGUUCAAUCUCGCCAUAAAAUUGACAAAAUGUAUGCUGCUUUUACUGGUCAAUCUCUUGAGAAAGUGCAACAAUACACUGAAAGGGACCGUUUCUUGUCUGUUUCUGAGGCUAUGGAGUUUGGACUCAUCGAUGGCGUGCUAGAAACUGAAUAUUGAAUUCCGAUAUUUUUCCUAACCAUUCAUGUCUUGAGAACAUCAGAGUUCAAUUUGUUAUCAAACAGAUAUCCUCAGGUUGCCUCAAGUUUGCAUAUGAUAUUUCAUCAAAUGAUACAUGUCAAGCGCCGCUUGUAUUUCUUAUCUCAAUUAAAUUAAGCUCUGAUCUUCAAAGGCUGGCUGUUUUGGGUUGUCA